CGGAUAAGGAUGACGGCUAAUGCGGAGUGGGAAGAAUAUUUUGAUCAUUUCGUGCCUCCAUCUACUCUGCAGCACAAUCAGAAAGCUGUUCAAGACUUUGCGUCUGCAAACAGACAAAUUGGUCAUGAUUUGGUUCUUAUCACGUCUGGCGGUACUACGGUUCCUUUGGAGAACAACACAGUUCGGUUUGUUGACAAUUUCAGUGUUGGAAGCAGAGGCUCUUCAUCAGCAGAGUAUUUCCUAGAAAGAGGGUAUGCAGUAAUAUUUUUGCACAGGCAUCGUUCUUUACAACCUUUCAGUCGUCAUUUUGCUAAAGACAACUUUCUAGAAUACUUACACUUAGAGCAAGACUUAGAUGGUAGUGAGAAAGUAGCAGUAAAGACAGAAAUGUCUCCUAAACUUUUGGAAGUUCUCAAGAAAUAUGAGGAGGUCAAGGCAUCUGGUCGUUUGUUGCUGAUGGUGUUUACUACAGUAUCUGACUAUUUGUUCAAUUUGCGAGCUUUUGCUGAAGCACUUCAUCCUUUCGGACCACAUGCAAUGUUCUACCUUGCUGCUGCUGUGUCUGACUUUUACGUUCCAUCAAGUCAGAUGGCAAAGCACAAGAUUCGGUCAUCUAAUGGACCACUGGAAUUGAAAUUGCAACAGACACCCAAGUUGUUGUCUCCUUUGGUCAAAGACUGGGCAACAGAUGCAUUUGUCGUAUCAUUUAAGUUAGAAACCAACAAAGACAUCAUUGCAGCAUGUGCACGAGAGGCUUUAGACAAGUACAAGCACCAGGUGGUGAUUUCUAAUGUACUGGCAACAAGAAGAAAACAAGUAACCCUUGUGACUAAAACAGAAGAGAAGAUGCUAUCAUUGAGUGACCAUGAGUUUCAUAUGGGUAUUGACGUUGAACAGAAGAUAGUAGAUGAACUACUGAAACAUCACAAGGUAUUUAUACAAGAGAAGCAACCGAGUCGUCGUUAAAGUGACUGCAUGGAACAUCAUCAGCGUUUUCUAAGUUUUACACACAGUGGUUAUGUGAGGUAUCCAGGUACAAGAGUAUAUCUUACUUGUUUGCGUCGUAGUUUUCUUGUUUUAGUAUUAGCUGCUGGGCUCAGCCUGGCGAUUCUAACUCACUGUUCUUUUCCUUUUAUGGUUCUAAUAUCUUGUUGUCACUGUC
Corticium candelabrum is the source of this 1162-nucleotide messenger RNA. RefSeq names its product phosphopantothenate--cysteine ligase-like. Gene Ontology annotation, biological process: coenzyme A biosynthetic process. The transcript is spliced from 8 exons. Gene Ontology annotation, cellular component: nucleus; cytoplasm. Gene Ontology annotation, molecular function: phosphopantothenate--cysteine ligase activity. The record is from RefSeq and is a predicted model, not a curated record. Bases 10 to 966 code for a protein of 318 amino acids. Lineage: Eukaryota; Metazoa; Porifera; Homoscleromorpha; Homosclerophorida; Plakinidae.